AUGGCCGCGAAGCAAGCGUCUGUCCACGCCAAGUGGAUUGUCGGCCGAGUCAUCGGAACGAAAAUGUGCAAAACAGCCAAGGCGCGCGUCACAAGGCUUGUGCUCGACCCCUACCUGCUCAAGUACUACAACCGGAGAAAGACAUACUUUGCCCACGACGCCAUGCAGCAGUGCGAGAUGGGUGAUGUGGUGCUUCUCAAGGCGCUCCCCGAGCCGCGUUCCAAACACGUCAAACACGAGCUGGCGCAGGUGGUCUACAAAGUGGGCCGCGUGGUGGAUCCGCUGACAGGGAAGCGUGUUGCCGGCACCGAAUUCCUGGAGCCGUUGGACGACCUCAAAGACGAUGGCGAAACUUUGGCUCAAAAAGUGCAAAGCUUGAACAUUUCAGCAGAGGGAUUGCAAUAA
Messenger RNA from Nerophis lumbriciformis (worm pipefish), 405 nucleotides. Lineage: Eukaryota; Metazoa; Chordata; Actinopteri; Syngnathiformes; Syngnathidae. The record is from RefSeq and is a predicted model, not a curated record.